GUCCCUGGAGGAGUCCGUGGGGAAGCCCCUUUAUCUCAUAUUCCGGAACCUGUGCCAGAUGCAGGAGGACAACAGCGGUUUCUCUCUGCUGUUGGAUUUGCUGUCGGAGCUGUACCAGAAACAGCCCAAGAUCGGUUACCACCUGCUCUACUACCUGAGGGCCAGCAAGGCGGCGCUGGGCAGGAUGGCGCUGUACGAGUCCUUCGCCCAGGCCACGCAGCUCGGGGAGCUGCACACGUGCCUGAUGAUGGACAUGAAAGCGUGCCAGGAGGAUGAUGUGAGGCUGCUCUGCUUCCUGACACCAUCGAUUUAUAGUGAG
Malurus melanocephalus (red-backed fairy wren) is the source of this 319-nucleotide messenger RNA. Its product is annotated as integrator complex subunit 3-like. The annotation marks the transcript as partial. The record is from RefSeq and is a predicted model, not a curated record. NCBI's taxonomy places the organism in Eukaryota, Metazoa, Chordata, Aves, Passeriformes, Maluridae. The transcript is spliced from 3 exons. Gene Ontology annotation, cellular component: cytoplasm.